Messenger RNA from Aspergillus ochraceoroseus IBT 24754, 714 nucleotides. RefSeq lists its product as uncharacterized. Gene Ontology annotation, biological process: protein acetylation. The record is from RefSeq and is a predicted model, not a curated record. Gene Ontology annotation, molecular function: N-acetyltransferase activity. The transcript has 3 exons. NCBI's taxonomy places the organism in Eukaryota, Fungi, Ascomycota, Eurotiomycetes, Eurotiales, Aspergillaceae. Bases 1 to 714 code for a protein of 237 amino acids.
AUGCUUCUCAACGCCACAACCGCCAUCUCCACCUCCAAGGUGCUUCUAGUCCCAUACGCGAAAUGGCAUGUUCUGCGAUAUCACGAAUGGAUGAAGGACGAGGAAAUCCAAGAAGCAACAGCUUCCGAACCCCUCACACUAGAGGAGGAAUACGCCAUGCAAGAGAGCUGGCGCAACGAUCCCGACAAACUCACAUUCAUCAUCUGUCUCCCGGCACGCAAUCCACACGGAAACACCCCCCACCUAACCGAGGAGUGCGACGCGCCGGCCCGCAUGGUCGGGGACAUCAACCUCUUCCUCCGCAUCGAGGACGGCGGCGAAGAAGGAUCCCGGCCCCAGAUCAUCGGGGAGAUCGAGCUCAUGAUCGCCGAGAAAAAGGACCAGCGGCGCGGGUUCGGGAAGGCUGCCCUUUUAGCCUUCUUACGGUAUGUCAUUGGACACGAGAAGGACCUUGUCCGGGAGUUCUUGAGCAGGGAUGAGAUGGAGGGGUCGGAUGCGAAGAUUGCAGCGCUGAGUGUGAAAAUCGGACAAGCGAACGAGCGCAGUCUUGCAUUGUUUGAGGGAGUACAGUUCAGAAGGAUCAGCGCGGAGCCGAAUUAUUUCAGGGAGUGGGAGUUGAGACGCACGGAUUUGAGACGCGUGUCUGUUGAGGAUGCGUUGGUGGGAGCAGGGGUUGGAGGGUAUGUGGAAGUGCUGUAUGAGCGGAGUCAGUAG